Messenger RNA from Rotaria socialis, 993 nucleotides. Lineage: Eukaryota; Metazoa; Rotifera; Eurotatoria; Philodinida; Philodinidae. The record is from the annotation of a GenBank genome assembly.
AUGUCGAAAACCCCCUCAGCAAAUAAAGAUAACAUGCCGAUGAGAGAAAAUCGUUAUGUCGACGAAACAGAUACAAAAGAACAUUUUGAACAUCGCUGGUGGCAUAUUUUACUUAUUACACUCGCCGUAGUUGCUUUUAUUGUCACUUGUGUUUUCAAUGGCUUAUCCAGUACUGGUUAUAAUGGUAUAUUUAAUCAAAAAACUGGAUCUGUAAGUGAUGGAAAUCUAACUGAAUUUACACCCGCUGGUUGGACAUUUAGCAUAUGGGGUUUAAUCUAUUUUUGGCAAGCAGCAUGGUUAAUCUAUGCUUUAACUCGAAUAUUUCGAAAAUCCAAUACUGGUUAUUUAUAUAUUGAGCCCAAUACGCUUCACUUUAGCAUAUUUAUAUUUUAUAUAAUAAACAUGGGUUUAAAUAUAGGAUGGCUUAUUCUUUGGGAUCGAACAUACUUUGGCUGGGCAUUAUUGGUACUGUUUUCAAUGUUUGUCACGAUUAUUAUUCCAAUGAUUAUUACACAUAUACUUCUUCAACGCAAUCGACAAAAUUAUAUUGAUUCGAAUCGCAAAGCAGACAUCUGGCUUGUACGUCUAUUUGUUCACAAUGGAUUUGCUGUAUAUGGAACAUGGUUAUAUCUUGCAACAUUACUUAAUUUAUCUAUUUGGGUAUCUCAAAUCUAUAAUAGAAAUUCACAGUCAGUAACUGAUGUAUCGACAGCUUCACUUAGUCUUGUUCUAGUUGGAGUUGUUAUUUACUUUGUUUGUGAAAAUUUCAUUUUCUAUUCAUCAAUGGCAUAUACAUUUUUACCAUGGUUUGUUCUUAUAUUCGGAUUAUCUGGUGUAAUGUCAAAAAAUGCCAACCGGACAGAUGUUUCAAAUAAAAAUAAAUCAUUUACACUUGCAUUACUUAUCAUCUGCUGUGGCUUGUUUGCUAUUCGUCUUAUAUUAUUUAUUGUACGUUAUAUAACAAGAAAAAUUCCAACAAGUCGUGACCCUUAA